CACCACUCUGCACCUGGCUCCAUCCCCAGCUUAAGUUGUUCCCCAGAGAUGGAGAAUUUCCAGUACAGCAUCCAACUGAAUGACAGGGACUGGGCGGAGUUUUACUCGGCUGCUGAAGAAUGCAGCUUAAUCCCGGCUGCCCUGGCCACGGCGGAGGAGCUGGGCGUCAGUGACAUUGAGCAAGGGGACGGCGAGGCCGGCAGCCCCCGCACCGCCAGGCUGAUCACAGUGAGGGCAGGCAGCACGCCAGCUCCUGGCCCGGGACCCUGCCCCCCACAUGGGGUCCCCGGAGAGACCGCCCCGCCCCGGCCCAUCCCUGGGCACCUGUUCCUGGAGGAGGUUCUGUCGGGCAGCGAGGAUGAAAUGGAUCUGGGCUCAGGCAGCAGGUUUCUGUGUGAGAGCGACACGCCCAGAUCCCCCCAGCAGACUCCGCUGAUGCCCAGCGCCCAGGACAGGCAGCUGCCUUGUUUCUCAGAGGCCGGCUUUGCCGGACCAGCUAGCCAUGCCAUGGAGAAGCCGCUCCAGGCCCAGGACAGCUCCCGCAACGAAGUGGGCCAGGCCGCAGAACGUGCAGUGGCCGCCCCGUUUGCUGUACAGGCAGGAGGGGGUCUGGCCGUAGUACCCCACGAUCACCUGCCAGAAGGAGCUCCACAGGAGGGGGCAUUACCAGGGGAGCAUCUACAAGGCAGCCCAGAGAAGGCAGAGUCUGAAAGGCCAGUUCAUGCAGCGGAUGUGAGCUCCCCAGCGCUGGCUGCUUCAGGGGGGAUAGAGAGGCCAGCGGGGGAAAAGGCGAACUGGUCUCUCUGUUUAGAGCCUGGGCUGCCAGACCCAAACAGUGACAUUUCCCAGAAUCCAUCUGCAGAGCCCCUGCAGCCAACGUGUUCCAGAAUACCAGGGGAGAGCCGGCCUGCUGGGAAGAAUCCAGGGGAGCGUUUGGGUCUCGGUCAAGCCUUGACUGCUCCGGGUUCCCCUGGCGACUCUCCGGAUGUCGUGCAGCCCAGAAGGCCUGCGCACCAGGGUGACAGCCGUGAGCACCAGGGUACGCUCACAGCCAUAGUGACACCGUCGCACGGGGCCGUGGCACUGCAAAGCUCAACUCUAACUAUGGAGUUUUUAACCUCCUCUGCCCUACUGCGAGAGAGCAAAGGAGAGGGAAUAGUGGCCAAACCAGCUCUUGGGGGGCUGGAGGGUGAGGAUGAAGCUCAGCGAGGUGGUACCCUGACCUGUGGCAUGCUGGGGGAUGAGGGGCGAGGGUUGGCACUGGGGGGUCAGGCCGUCAACGCUCCCAGGAGCAAGGCGGUGAAAGGCCCUGCAGUGCAGCCCUUCCCAGGGGAACUGAAGAAGACCAGUCGUGCAAGGCCAAAGCAAGCAACUGAUUUAGGAAUCCAUGAGAACAUGUCGUUGAAUCAGAGCAGCAGACCCACUGCGUCACAGAGAGAGGAGUGGAGGAGCACCACUGGGAAGCCCCUGCGUCUUGGAAGCACCAUGGCAGUUGGAGGGGAUGCUGAAGAUGGAGCCCAGGGAAGGCAGAGAUCUGGGCUCCUAGGAGGGCUGUUUCCUCAUCAUUCAGCAGCUGAGGACUCUCAGGAGGGGGCCAUACCUGCCCUGACCUGGCCGGAGAUGUAUGACUAUUUUUUCUGUGACGCCCAAGAGCAGGGGGGGGAGAUGAACAGCUUGGGUGGGGUGGCGAAAACGCCCAUGUCUCCCUGCGAGAAGGAGCAGGAGGUGCCUGAAAUGUACGGGCCUGAGAUGUAUGAAUAUUUCUUUAACGAACCUGAAGAAAAUGGCAGCAAAGACACCUUUGUGGAGACAGACAGGAUCAGCACCCUGGAGCAAACGUCCUCAUCGUGCGAAAGCCGGGAGGACCCGGGCUCGGCCAAAGCCGGAGAGCCCGGCGGUGUUAUCUCCAUCCCCGAGGUUUAUGAACAUUUCUUUACGGACGGAGCAAGAGGCAGGAGGAGCUGGGGGCGGAUCUUCCUGCGCAUGCCGGGCUUGGAGGCAAGAAAAGCCAUGGCAGCUUUGAAAUCCUUCCUGCAAAAGCCAAUGCGCUUGGUCAGACGCAGCCCCUCCGACCGCGGGGUCCCGGUCCCACGAGGUUCCAUAAAGAGGCUCUCCCUUCUCCAGCUGAGGCCUCCCGGGAGAAUCCAGCUGAAGCCAGAGGAUUUAGGGAUGGCCCCUGCACUAGCAGAAAGGCCCCGCCCUCCCCUAGCUCUCACGCAGGAGGACAUGUGCCUGGUCUUCGUUGCCUUUGCAUCCUGGGCCGUGAAGACGUCAGAUCUGCAGGCUCCGGACGCAUGGAAGACUGUGUUACUGGCAAACGUCGGCACCCUCUCUGCCAUCCGGUACUUCAGACGGCAGGCCAUCGAAGGACGACACGGAACCUAGACACUCCCGCGUGGCCCAGCCAGAGACACGUCCCGUGGGCCCGCGAGGAAGAGUCCGAGAGACGACACUCACUGCACCUUGUCCUUUGGCAAUAAAAUGACUGUUUGCCAAUGGGUCCAGUGGAGACCUGGUUCUGGAAUCCAGGCUGCAGAGUCCUGGCAAGGCGCAGGGUGCAAGGAAGCAAUGAAAUCUGACAUGUAAUCUGUUUGUUAUAGGCAUUAUAUGCAUUUUGUUGCACGGGGUAGAAUUAGGCCCAGUGCAUGCUGGUUCAAUUCUGCUCUCUGCCUCUGACUUGGUCAACAUAGCGACGGCGAUCGGGGGGUGAAAAAUCCACUCACCUGACCGACGUAGCUAUGUCGACCUAGUCCCAGUGUAGCAACAGCUCAACAGAAGAAGGCAUCAGUCAACAUAGCUGCCAUCAUUCGGGGAGGUGGAGUUCUGUCAGUGUAGGCUGUGUCUACACUACAGAGUUAUGCUGACGUAGCUGUGCUGGUAUACAAGGGGGCUGAAACAUUUUGUAUA
This is a messenger RNA of Terrapene triunguis (Three-toed box turtle), 2907 nucleotides long. RefSeq names its product PPARGC1 and ESRR induced regulator, muscle 1 (gene PERM1). The record is from RefSeq and is a predicted model, not a curated record. The transcript has 4 exons. Lineage: Eukaryota; Metazoa; Chordata; Testudines; Emydidae. Gene Ontology annotation, biological process: regulation of DNA-templated transcription; response to muscle activity. The coding region runs from base 49 to 2385 and encodes 778 amino acids. Gene Ontology annotation, cellular component: nucleus; cytoplasm.